This is a messenger RNA of Arachis duranensis, 1290 nucleotides long. Its product is annotated as glucan endo-1,3-beta-glucosidase 12. The record is from RefSeq and is a predicted model, not a curated record. Lineage: Eukaryota; Viridiplantae; Streptophyta; Magnoliopsida; Fabales; Fabaceae.
UAAAAAUAAAAAACAAUUUCCUUCUUUACUUUCUCUGUUUUUCAACCUUCUUCACCACCUUUCUGGUCCCUUCUUAUCUUUGGUUGCCACCCUCUUACACACCAAUACCAUGUCUUUUUUCUCAAAUCCUCUCCUUUGUCUCACCCCACUUCACAUUCUCCACAACUCUCUAUAUUUUUAUUUUAUUCUAUAUCAUCAUUAUUAGUCCACAAUACACAUUCCCUUUUCUUUUCUUUUAACCAAAACAUCAUUCACCCUCCAUAUAUAUAUAGUUUAUGAUAUAUAUAUAUCUUCCUUCAGAGAAAGAACUUGUGUAAUUUAGGAACUACAUUAUUGAAGGAAGUUCCAAAGAAGAAGAAGAAGCAUAGCAAGAAAAUUUUGAAUAUGGAAAAGAGUGUUAAUUACUUUCUACUACUUCUUGUGCUACUUCAGUUCCUCUUUUCUGGUACCACAAGUAGGACAAUGAAGGAAGAAGCAGCAAGACAUGUGAAUUCAAUAAGACAAGAAAUUAAACAGUUAAUUUCCACUUCCACCACCAAAAGGGAUAUCACCACUCCAAUCACAACAAUCCCAAAUUUGUUCCCAACAUCCCCAAUCCUAAACCCUAAUUCUGACCCGGACACAAACUAUUCCCCAUCAUCAACAACAACAAUAAUUCCAGGGAUAGGGAGUACCAAUACUCCACCCACAUCAAAUUCCACAGUAGUGCCCUCUCCUUCAGGUUCAAGUUGGUGCAUUGCAAACCCUAGCGCUUCAAUUAGGGCAUUGCAAGUUGCAUUGGACUAUGCUUGUGGGUAUGGUGGAACUGAUUGUUCUGCAAUUCAACCUGGUGGAAGCUGUUACAACCCUAAUACAAUUCGUGACCAUGCUUCUUAUGCAUUCAAUAAGUAUUAUCAGAAGAAUCCUGUUCCAAAUAGCUGCAAUUUUGGUGGAACUGCUCUUGUUACUAGCACUAAUCCAAAUUCUGGGACAUGUCAAUAUCCAUCCACCAGCACAAGUUCAUCAAUCUUAAACACAACAAACACAAGUGGAGCAAAUGUUUUUGGUUCAGUGCCUGUGCCCACAGACCCCUCUGCCUCUGGUGGAGUUACCACAUCAAAUAGCUUUCUUGAAAUUUGCCUCAUUAUAUGGACAAUAAUAUCAAUUUUGGAAAACAAUAAUUUCUCUAACAUGUAUGAGAGGCAUAAUUUAUUUUUCUUCUAUCUAUAGGUACAUGAAGACACUUUGUAGAGAGAAAUUAGAAAUAUAUACCAAUUAAUUAUAUGAUGGACAUUACCAGAAAUUAACUUA